Molecule: messenger RNA, 657 nt
Organism: Penicillium atrosanguineum
Lineage: Eukaryota; Fungi; Ascomycota; Eurotiomycetes; Eurotiales; Aspergillaceae
Product: putative IgE-binding protein
Exons: 1
Coding region: 1-657 (218 amino acids)
Source: RefSeq, a predicted model, not a curated record
AUGAAGGUCUCCGCCGUUCUGUCUUUCGCUUCCCUCGCCGCCGCCCUCCCCGGCUCGCGCACUACUAAGUCCUCCAACGCCCCCUUCGGUGUCACCGCCGCCCACUCCGGCUCCGACAUCCACUUCCUGCCCUUGACUGCCUCCGGCGGCCACUUCUGGCUCGGUGGCAAGUCGCAGACCUACUGCCCCUCCUCCGUCGGGGCUAGCUGCGGAAAGCAGGACGAUGCCAUCAUCUACGGUGGUAACGCCCUGGACGUCAUCGUUCCCGGCGGCCAGCAGAUCUACGUCGAUGGCUCCGGUGCUUUGAGCUUCACUGUCCCCCACUCGGGAUAUAUCCCCGCUGGCUCUUCCACCGGACCCUUCAAGUACACCCCCGGCUCUUCUUUCGGCACCUGGACCUACUCUGGUCAGGGCGCCUCUGGCUUCAUGGCCUGCCCUGUUCCUCAAGCUCCUUCGUCCUCUUCCGCUACUCCCUCGGCUACUGCCACCCCUCUGACCGCUGGCCGUCGCUCUGCUCAGCCCUCCCAGUGGCAGGUGUACGCUGCUCUGCAGAAUGCUACUGUUCCCUCCGGUCAGGUCUCUGACUGCCUUGGCUUCGAUGCUCUUGCCAUGGGCCUGAACGUCACCUCUGACCAACUCGCCUGGGAGUACAUCUAA